AUGGAUACGAUUGUAAGUGUUGAAUGUAUAGAAACGGCAACGAAAUUACCAGAAAAAGUAGAACAUAUUUUAAAUAACACACGACGAAUUAUUCAAGGGACAGAAGUUACAGAUGGAAAGCCUUAUAUGGUAUAUCUAAAGAUGCCUCGAAGCAACAAGAAACUAGCAAACUAUCGUAAUUGGCUGUGCGGUGGCGUUAUACUCCAUGAGGAAUAUAUCCUGACAUCAGCUGCGUGUAUUCAAGACGCCCAACACUUUUACGUUGUAUCAGGAACGUAUAGGUACUCGGAAGAUGACGAUAGAUUCAGCAGUUCUUGUAUUAAAAAUGGUGCUAAAAAGGCAACGUGGAAAUGUAUACCGAAAAAUUAUGUAUUCGAUGGCCACGAGAACGACAAUAUUAGAUGGAUGAAUAAUGACAUAGCGAUCGUCAAGAUAGAGGAAGGUUUUGACUUUACGAGGCGAGUUCGCGGCUGCGAAUUCACGCCGAGACCCAUCAGCUUCAACAACCAGAGCCAUGCCAUGGAGAAUCCUGGUCUCUUCGGUCAGAUCGCUGGCUGGGGGACAACUUCGAAAUACAAUGACUGGGUGAACCGCAGAACUUACAAUCAGCAGACACUUCUAGAAGCUAAUGUUGAGAUAAUAUCAAAGGCGAGAUGCAAGCGCCGUUGGGGCGCGCGUUAUCACAACAUCAUAGAAAACUACAUGAUAUGCACCAAGGAUAUCGGACAGUCUAUGUCUGAGAUGUGUAAUGAAAAGUACGUCGACUGCGAAGACAUUGAUUAUUCAGAGGAAGAUAUGAGACGUAAAGAUAUUAAUUUAAGAACCGGCAAAGUCCCAGCUAAUUUCACAAUGCACUCCGCUAUGCACAACGAGACUUUAAGCAAUGAUCCUGUGGACAGGAGAGGUUUUGCGAAUGGUAGACUCGAAGGUGGAUUUUGUGAGAACGAUCACGGCGGUCCCUUGGUCUACGGCACAGGUUCUAACGCUAUUGUUAUCGGCGUCAUCUCCGCCUGCCUUGUCAAGGAGAACUCGAACAAAUGCUAUGGCCCCUUCCUUUACACGAGCGUCUUUAAGAACAGGCAGUUCAUAUCUUGCGCCAUCUAUAAGGAAAUCGAUCAGAAAUGCAGACGUCAGUUCAGGUCUGGAGUGACGCACGAAGAGCAAUAUUUCUCAUGGAAAGAUCAUCCUGAUGGACCAGCAAAGAAUGAAUUAACAGAAGAAAUAUCUAACACAGGAACAUCGAAUGUUAAAUUUCAAGACAUAGACGAUAAAGUAUUUCCAAAGAAAGGAUUCAUAAUGAGAUCCGCAAACGAAACGGUUAUAGUCUCUUCGAAUAAAUCUAAUUAA
Molecule: messenger RNA, 1347 nt
Organism: Papilio polytes (common Mormon)
Lineage: Eukaryota; Metazoa; Arthropoda; Insecta; Lepidoptera; Papilionidae
Exons: 10
Coding region: 1-1347 (448 amino acids)
Biological process (GO): proteolysis
Molecular function (GO): serine-type endopeptidase activity
Source: RefSeq, a predicted model, not a curated record